GUUAGAGGAGGAGGGAGAGGUGGGAGUAGGUAGGCAGACAGUAAGAUGCAGUGGAAGUGAGAGAGUGUCUGUGAGGGUGUCUGUAGCGCGAUUCUUCAUCCUCUCAUCAGGGACAAUGAUCUGUUAUGGUACUGCGAUGUACAGAUCCACAGCCAGAGCAGGGAAUGAAUGCAGAAGUUCACCUUGAGCUGGAGCCACUCAGUGCCACUGUGGACCUUUGGGCGUUCAACAAAUUCUCAUUGAUCCUUCAAUCCAGAAGAAGCGAAAUCGGAUUUGACAAAAUUGCCAAAUCCUAGGUUCCUCUUGAAUAUUUAACUUUUUUUUUACUCAGAGGACUAAUUGAGGACUACUAUCCCUGGACCAGAAUUCAAACAGGUUCUUGGUUUGACAGAAACUUGACCACCUGUUUCCACAAACCUGAAACCAUACCGAUCCAAGAUUGUGACACCCACAGUUUACACUGGAGCCCCGGAAAGCCACGACCAAGCAGGUCCUGCACCCCAGGAACCCUGGAGGCAGCCUGACCUUGGACCGGCUGUCACCAGAACCCCUCCUGGCACCAGCAGAAACAUCCACCAUGUCUCAGACUGGAGGACGGAUCCACAACAAAAAGGCUGGCAUUCGGGCUGCUGUGAUCCUGAUUGGACUCCUGCACAAGUCGCGCAAAGCCAAGGAGAAGGAGAGGGAGAAAGAGGAGAGUGAAGGGAAACAGGAGCAGCUGAAUAUUUCCAGCGUCCCUCUGGGAGAAUGUCCACCAUCGCCGCCCCGCACUGCACCGCCCAGCAUGAAGUCUGCAGAGUUCUUCGAUAUGCUGGAGAGGAUGCAGGUGCCUAAACCUGAAGAGACCAAAAAAUGGAAGGAUGAUUAUAUCCCCUACCCACGGAUAGAAGAUGUCCUGGAGAAGGGUGGUCCAUAUCCACAGGUUAUCCUGCCUCAGUUUGGAGGUUAUUGGAUUGAGGAUGUGGAGGCACCAGCUGGGACCCCCUCCUCCUCAGAGUCCAGUUUCUGUGAGGAAGAGGACAGAGAAGAUGGGAUGAGCCCUGGUGGGGGGCACACUUAUCGCCUGGAGUGCAACAGCACGGCGCGUGCCUACCGCAAACACUUCCUCGGCAAGGAGCACAUGAACUACUACUGCACUGGCAGCAGCAUCGGCAACCUCAUCUUGUCUCUAAAGCACGAGGAGGCCGAAGCGCAAGAGUUCUUACGCAUCAUGCUCAGGUCGAGGGCCAAAACAGUCCAUGACAGGAUUUCUUUAGCCGGCAUCAACCAGCUGCCCAGUGUGCCUCAGAUUGCCAAGCUUCUGUGUGACGAUGCCACGGGGCUAAAGUUCAAUCCAGUCCUGUACCCACGGGGAUCCCAGUUGAUAGUGGCUUACGACGAACACGAGGUGAACAACACCUUCAAAUUUGGAGUCAUCUACCAAAAGUGUGGGCAGACGUCAGAGGAAGAGCUGUUUGGAAACAAUGAGGAGACGCCAGCUUUCAAGGAGUUUCUCAGCAUACUGGGUGAAAACAUUGACCUUCAGGACUUUAAAGGGUUUCGCGGUGGCUUGGACGUAUCCCACGGACAGACGGGGUCUGAAUCUGUCUACACUGUCUUCAGACAGAGAGAGAUUAUGUUCCACGUUUCUACCAAGCUACCCUACACCGAGGGAGACGUCCAGCAGCUCCAGAGGAAAAGGCACAUAGGAAAUGACAUUGUGGCCGCGGUCUUCCAGGAAGGGCCCACGCCGUUUGUCCCAGACAUGAUUGCCUCCAACUUCUUGCAUGCUUAUGUGCUGGUGCAGGCUGAGAACCCAUGUACAGAAAACACAACGUACAAGGUGUCUGUAACUGCGAGGGAGGACGUACCUCCUUUUGGACCGCUUCUCCCAAACCCAGCAGUCUUCAAGAAGGGUCCUGAGUUCCGAGACUUCCUGCUGACAAAGUUGAUCAAUGCUGAAAAUGCCUGCUACAAAUCUGACAAAUUCGCCAAACUGGAGGGGCGAACGCGAGCGGCGCUGCUUGACAACCUCCAUGAUGAGCUGCACAGGCAGAGUCAGGCCACACUGGGCCUGGGCCAGGCAGGAGACGAGGACAAGCUGGAGAAUGGCGGACACGGGGGACUCCUAGAGUCUUUCAAGAGAGCAAUGCGUGUCAGGAGCCACUCCAUGGAGACCAUGGUUGGGUCACAGCGUCACAGAAGCCCCGGGGUAGGAGGUGGAGUACCGGCCAGCCUAAGUGGCGGAGGACUGCCGCAGAGCACCAGCGAAUGCACAAAGAGCACUUUUAAUCCUCCCGUGUUGCCAGGCAAGUCUCCUCUGAAGAGUCCAGUGAAGCGGCGGUCAGGCCUCUUCCCUCGCCUGCACUCCAGCACAGAAAUACCCACAGACAAACACACACGCAGUGACCAAAAGCCUGCAGAGACCUGCCCAUUGUCCCAAGAAGUGAGAUCAGAGACAUCUAAUCCCAGCUCGCCUGAGAUCUGCCCCAACAAAGAGAGGCCGUUUAUGAAGAUGAAGGAGUGCAGUGGCGGUCGGCCAAACAUAUCUCGUUCUUCGUCCAGCACCAGCAGCUUCAGCAGCACCACAGGUGAAACAGAAGCUCUGGAAGAACUGGACCCAGUUAGUCACCCCUCUAUAGCUUCCUCCUCUGCCUUUAGCCCUUCGCUUAGUGUGGACAGCCAGGGAUCAGGUACUCCUGUCAUUAUGUGCCGCAGUCCGACAGAUGGGAAAAAUAAGAUGUCACCAAGGUCAAACUUGAAGUUCCGCUUUGACAAAAUAAGCCACUCAUCUACAGCUUCCGAGUAGCUUUGCGGAACAAACUUGCACAACAAAGGGACAACACCGGCUGAUGGAGCUGCAGAAAUAAUAAUAGUUUCAAAAAUGUAUGAAAUCAUGGCAACAACCACAUAAUCACUGUAGAACCUCUUCCCUAAAGCCAAGGAUAAUCUGACAUUAUCACAAACUGCAACAAUACUGUGAGUGUAUAGGGAGGAGGAACAGCUGAUUUUCUUUGAACCAAAUUUCAGUGGCAGAAAAUGAUUCAAUGUUACAAGAUGCUGCAUCUCAGUUGUUAAUUAUUCACAUCAUAUUUACGUUACGGCAUGGCUGUAAUACUGUGAUGGCACAAGCUCAGCUAGUCCGUGCCUCAGCUUCUUCUCAAGCGUCUUGUUUAAUGGAGAGAGACGAGCGGUAACACAGGACUUACUCAUCGUAAGUGGACUGCUGAGUGAUCCAGCCUUUAAAGAGUCAUCGGAAAACAAAACGUUUGUUCCUCUUGCCUUUGACCUCGAGUGGUACGUCUCGCAACCGUUCCUCUUUUGCCUAAAUAAAGUACACAGUCACAGUCAUUUACAGGAACUUCACAUACUGUAGAUUAACAGUAGGAAAACCUUGAAGGUGGCAACACUGGGAGUCUUAAUUCUCCACUGUAGGGUCUGAACUUGUGCUUUGCAUCAAAAAAGAAAAAAUGCUUUUUUUGGGAACAAAAAGCUUUCGUAACCUUGUCAGCUGCUGCAUUGUGUCUACUGCGCUGUUAGGGUUAGGCUGAACUUCAGUCGACACUGUCACAGAAUCGAGCUUACUUCAAGAUCCUAGACUCAAGUGCUUGGUUAGUGGAAAUUAGCUCACAUCAGGCACAAUAGUUGGCUCUGCCAAAACAUUUUACCAUUAGCAUUUUUUUUAGCCAAAGCUGCGCCUUACAAUCUGUCAAAAGUCCUUUCAACCACUGAUGCUAUCUCUCUCUCUCUCUCCCUCUCUCUCUCUCUCUUUCUGUCACUGUGUGAGAGGAUGAGAGUAUUCUGGAUCUGGUUACAGUUGUGCGUAGCCGAUCAACUCCCUCAUUUGCUGAAAAUACUUGUUGCACUUAACUAACAUUUCACCCUCUGAUACCUCUCACUGAAGCUUUCUCUGUGUAUCUCGGUCUAUGUUUGGUGAAACUUAUCAACAGGAACGUCUCUGUGGUUUUUAGGUUUGCCGGCAUAUGCGCUGAUGAAGAUGACUUGAAAAAAAAACAAAAAAAAACAAUGCUUCAGGUUAAAGUGGACAUUCAAACCACCUUUGGACAAAAAAAACUUGGAAUGUGAACUUUGAGCUUCUUUUUUUGUACUUUUUGUUCUUGAUUAGUUGUUACAAAUUCUCUUAGAAGUGUAUUGAAACGCGUACAAGCACAACAGGACAAUAGGUACAUAUACUCUCCUCCUCAACGAUGUAGUGACUUUAGCCUGGAACGGCACAGGCGGGAGUCAGUUACGGUGGCCUGGAAGUGCAAACCAGUAUUCCAAAACUUGAAACAAAUUUACAAAUACACAAACAAAUUGACAAAGCUCGAAACAAAUUUACAAAAUGUGAAACACUUUUACAAAUACCAAAACAAAUUAACAAAAGCCACAGUUCUUAUGGAAAUGGAAUGUCCCAAUUGCUGCACAAGACCCGGAAAUGAUACCUUGAGCACUCAGUUAGUGACUUAUGUGUGUCAUAAGAAUGGAUACUUUGCUCUUCCAGGCCACCGUAGUCAGUGGAGCAAAGUGGUAGUUUGUAAAUCAAAAGAAAAGGUUGUUAAAGACACACAUGUUUUCUUUGUGACAACACCUGUUGGUCUUUGGGACAAUGUCUAUGUCCUUCUUGUCUCCUUCAUGUGCAUUCAUGACUUUCUAGUUUGUGAAGUUAAACACACAAGGUUUAAAGGCUCAGGUCUCGAAAUUACAAAAAAAACAACAACUUUGUAAUUAAGGUGAACUUUAACUUGGCAGGAAGCUUCUCUCAAUACAGUGGUACCUUUCUUUAUAGCUAGACCGGAAGAUGACUAAUAAAUUAACAAACACUGUUCACAGUUAGUGCAGACAAGUGAUUACCUCGAGUAAAGAAAGCAGGAAUAGAAAUACUCCACUCAUCUAGUUUGUGGCAGGUAUCGCCUAAACGCCCUGCAGCCUUUUCUCUGUAAAUACGCUUAAUUUAUUAAAAACAACUUUUUUUGCAUUGAUGUCAAAAAAUGUAAAAAUGUAAGUGCAGAGUACUCAAAUGAAUAAAGACAAGAUGACAAAAGAAAAUCUAUUAAUUUAAAAGAUGUCUAAACAUGUAUAUGUAUAUUUGGUUAUGUAACGUGCCAUUGAGAAUUUAUUCUAAAAUAAAAUGUUGUAUUUUGUGUCA
Messenger RNA from Solea senegalensis (Senegalese sole), 5128 nucleotides. Its product is annotated as rap1 GTPase-activating protein 2-like. Bases 578 to 2788 code for a protein of 736 amino acids. Gene Ontology annotation, molecular function: GTPase activator activity. Gene Ontology annotation, biological process: activation of GTPase activity; regulation of small GTPase mediated signal transduction. NCBI's taxonomy places the organism in Eukaryota, Metazoa, Chordata, Actinopteri, Pleuronectiformes, Soleidae. Gene Ontology annotation, cellular component: cytoplasm; plasma membrane. The transcript is spliced from 23 exons. The record is from RefSeq and is a predicted model, not a curated record.